Macrobrachium nipponense is the source of this 8072-nucleotide messenger RNA. RefSeq lists its product as uncharacterized. The record is from RefSeq and is a predicted model, not a curated record. Gene Ontology annotation, cellular component: membrane. The transcript has 25 exons. NCBI's taxonomy places the organism in Eukaryota, Metazoa, Arthropoda, Malacostraca, Decapoda, Palaemonidae. Gene Ontology annotation, molecular function: G protein-coupled receptor activity. Bases 185 to 6328 code for a protein of 2047 amino acids.
GUUGCGAGCGGAGGUGUCGUUGGGAGUUCCAGUGGGAGAGGCUGCCUAUGCGCGCUAUCGCGUCGUCGUAUCCCAGGACUGACUUUUUUUUAUUGAGAGAGAGUUCGCUAAGACGCGCCGACGAUAUCCAGAGAUUUCCUGGAGAGAAUACUUGAAACCACGAAAAGGAAAUAAUGUCGAAGUAAUGAUAAAAUUCAACUUUAUCUUACCAACUGUGGGUAGGGCACCCCUGCCCUUCUUUUGGGCAUUAUUGGCAACGUGGAUCAUACCGGAAAAUUCAUGGGCACAGGCACGAAAGACUUCGUCGACAGGCAGUUGCGUUCCCUGCAAUUCCACCCUGAAUGUUGACGAAGGGGAGCUACCUAGUGUUGGGUUCAUCUGCCCAGAGAGUUUCCCCUCGUCCCUGCCCUCGCUGCCCUUCGAGUGCCUCGCCUUCUUCCCUCAGAACUACUCCCUGACCCUACACCUGCACGAGUUCUACCUGAGGAAUGCGUCGGUAUCUGUAUGUACUAUGAUCUACUACGAGUACAUGAAGCUUUUCGGGGCCAGUUCCAAACUGUCGUCCGAAUUCUGCUGGGACCUGGAACCACACGAAAAUAAGCGAUGGUCCUUCGGACCGUUGGAAGCCCUCUACAUCAACAUCACGAUACCCACUUCGAAGGUUGCCGAGGGCUCGCGAGGGUAUUUCACGCAUCUGGACUUUCAUACAAGUGCCUUUGGACAUGAAGCAUACCGGCACCGCCAAGGAUUCAACUUCACCUACGAGAUCAGGCGGAACCACAGCGGCGUCGCCGAGGCCGUGGAAGGCCUCUCGUUCGCCCACCUGACCGACUGCAGCUUCAACGGGAUACCUGAGCUGCAUAAACUCUCAAGGAGCAAAUACAGGUUCAGGUGUCGAUGCUUACAAGAGACCUCAGGUGAUCACUGCCAGUGGGGAGGUCGUUGCCGGCGCAACGGAGAUCAUCAGCAGCGGCUUUUGUGCAGCACUGAAAAUAGCACCUGCAGGCACAUCGACGGGCAGGACAUCUGCUCGUGCCCCGAUGGGUACCGAGGAAGGAAUUGCGAUCUUCAUUAUACCACGAUAUCUGCCAUAGAUAACAGCUGUGGGGGAAUCCUAAAUUGCCAGCACCACUGUCACCUUCGUAUCCUAGUUGGGCAAAAGGAGGCAUAUUGUUCCUGCAAAGCUGGUUAUAACUCUCUCAAUGAAACGCACUGUGUUCCUUCAGAAGACUGGGACGUCCUCGUACUAGUCAGGUUUCAAGAACAUCACAAUCAAAGCAAGACCGGGGCCCUCACGAAGAUCAAGCAAGUUCUACAAGACGAAGGAAUCGCAGAGCAAAUCGCCGACGCCGCAGUUAAAGUGCAAAUGAAAACCCAGGAACUGAUUUGCAGCUUGGAUAUCAAAGGACUGUAUCUCAAAAACCGGCUAAUGGAUGGAUCGAUGUGGCAAAGACAGUUCCCCGAAGCUGAAGUACAGGUUUCAGCUCAGCCUAAACUGACUGUAGGGCCUGUUUCUGCAGAAUUUGAUGAAGCUGGGGUACUGUUGUUGGCUUGCCCUGUGUACGGUGGAAAGACCCUUGAAGUGUCUUGGUAUAAGGAUGGCUACCUCCUCUACACUUUCAACGUCUCAGAUUGCCUGUACGACCAGAGAACAUCGCGUUUACUAGUGGCAACUCGAAAAGGAAUCGCCGAACACGCCUGUACGGUCAUUGUCAGGGUAUUGGAUCCUGAGGAAGUCGACCACGGAACGUACACUUGCCGAGUUACCGAUCGUCACUACGUGGUGGAGAGAAACGUCUUCGCUGGAACCAACGACUCUUUGCAUCUAGAACUCAGACCUUACACCCAGUCCAUAAAUAAGGGUGAUAACGCAAGCCUGGAUUGCCUCACGAUCAACCGUGGCUGGAUUGACGUCAACCAUUACGUGGGCCACUGGAAGGUGGUGCCAGAAGACGGCUUUUCCAAGUUCCAGACUCGUCUCCUUCCAAGACGGGGGUUUCGUCUCGACCUCUUCAAUAUCACGAAAAACCUCGAGAUAAACUGCAUGGUGAGAGAGCAAGAAGAUAUGGACUGGAUCCCAGGGACGAGAUACGACUCGGCAAUAGACGUAGCUGCUAUUAGAGUCAUUACUCAAGAGACUCUGACAUGUCCAGAGCGCAGAGAGUAUGGAACACAAUGGCACCUGACACCGGUUAACAAGGAGGAUGUGAAUUCAUGUCCUAAAGGUUACAAAGGGAAAGCUACUCGAUGGUGCAAGCUCCAUCUGACACCAUUCUGGGAUCUAGCAAACUUCUCUUCAUGCAUCUAUGGACCUUUGGAGUUUAUCAAGACACAAUUACUCCUUUAUGGAAGAGGUUACAAGUCUAUUGACCUGACCAAGAAAGAGGAGUUUGUGAUGGAUUUCCAGAGGAUUCUGGAAGAACACAGUGCCUCUCUCUUACCGGGAGAAGGUCGAUCCGUCCUUGACAUCAUCAACAUGUUCCAGAGGUGGCGAGAAAACUUCAUUCCUUUCUCUUCAUUCUUCAGAAUAAUCCAGACAAUGAUCAAGGAGAAAAAUGCAUUGCUAUUAACGGAUACUUGGAGGAUGGUAGAUGGAGUAAAGAACUACCUCACAGCAUACAUGAAAAAACUUAGCCCGAACGAAAAUGCUAACAUUCACCUGCCCCACUUGGCUGUGAAAGUCCAGACCUUUGAUGCGCCAGAGGGAAGGUUUUUUUGGUCGAACGUGAACCCAAAUUCUUCCUCAGAAGAUAUGGCUGAUGAUUAUAGAGAUAACAUCAGCAUAAAUAUGGAAGGACAGGAGGGUAACAGAAACAGCCACUAUAACUCAGUGAAUGCGUCUCUGGAUGAUCCACAAGAACGAAAUGAUAGCUUUUAUGGAAAAGACCUUCGCGACCAACGUAUAGCCGUGGAAAUACGGACUGGAAACGUAAGAGGAGACAGCAAAGGCGAUAAAGGAAGAGAGGGAGGUGAUAAAUCACACACACGACUGAAUAAGACCAAGGCGAAUGAUAUUGCGUCGUAUGGGAUUGGCGUCGUAGCUUAUAUUCAGCUCAGUGCGAUCUUGGAGAAUUCUUGCGUUGGAAUGCUCGAAAACAAAGAGGAGGUCACUGUCGUUCUGAGAAAUCCCUUGGUGGAGAUAGUGAGUUCAGCGACCACCCAACCAAGUCCUUCUCGUCCUCGUCAGUCGUCUUCCGUCAGAGGUCCUCUGGAAGGCCUGUGGGAUAUACCAGCCACCAUGUUAAGUCUCAUUGACUUCAGGUCUCCAGACAUUCCAGCAUUCGGCAAUAGCUCUGGGAAGCAAAUGGCAUGGCAGGCUAGGUGCGGGAAAGCAGAGUUAAUGAAUAGCAGAAUCGUGUGGAAUCUCGCCCACUGCGAAUUACGAGUUACCAGCCGUGAAACAUUCACUUGUUUGUGUCGAGAUCACGGCCUCUUUACUCUGCUACUUGCAAAGGGACCGCUGACACCAGAAACACAUUUGGUGAAUGACUCUACAACUGUUGUUUGUGUUGUGUGUUCUAUGUUUUCACCUCAGAAAUCAGGGCACCUGCCGCCUAGCAUGAUAGCCGUGGGCUUGUGCUGUUCGCUGUCUGUGCUGAUAAUGCUCAUGACAGUGACCCUGCUGUCCCAUCGGUUCAAGCUGCUACACAAUCAGAUACACAUGAUCAAGUGCACAGGUUACGGAGCUGCUAAUCUCUUGUUUGCUUCCGUGGCCUGGUGGUCGAUCGAGGGGUAUUCUGCGGAGAUAAUGGCAGGAAUCAGUUCCUGCCUCGCCAUGAGCAUAGGCGUGGGAAUUAGUCAGCAAUUAGUGUUGUAUUACCAUUUAACAGAUAUUCCAAACAGUUCGUUCUUCUUGACGGUGCACUUGACGACUGCAUUAGUCUUCUUGCUCUCAAUGAUCUUGGGCAUCCUCGUGUGGGGAGUCCAGAACAUCCACCAAUACGCUGUGACCUCUCACUGGAUGCCCGUCGGGGAGGCCUGGCCCCUGUCGACCAUUGUGAUGAUUUGGUUACUGUUGCUAUCGACUUGCAACACCACUUUGUUCCUCCAUAACGUGCAGAGGUUGGGUCAGCUGCAUUUUGUCCUGCCCCACCCCGAGACUACAAAUGUUCUAAGGAGCCAAGUGCAACGCGCCUUCACCUUGGUAGGAGAACUGGUCUUCCUCUGUAGCAGUUUCUUCCACAACCAUCCCGUGGGACGCUUCUUCUUCAGUGCGGCUUCCGUCGUGCAGAGCAUAAUGUUACACCUGGAGAUCACCUGUGCUGGUGAUGACUCGUAUGACCUCCAUUCCUGUCUCUUCCAGAACUGUAGACUGAAAAGUCAGGAGAAUGAAGAGGCUGAGGACCACAUAGUAGAAAACGGGGUCCAGAGCUGCAUGGGGACACUCAUGAAAUGCCGUCUGCCUCCGAGUGACACUUACGCCGAACUCACGCCCAACGGGAACCCUCUGGACGACGAAUCCUCGGAGUUCCGGGCGCGAGGGGGGUCCUUCUGGUCCCAGUCGACCACGAUCCUACAGUUAUCCGAAAAUGGGGAGACGCUCCAGUCCCCAACGGACAGCAUCCCUCCCCUUCCUUUUGACUUUUCGGACCCGGAGGCCAGAAAUGACGUCACGGCCUGCUCCUGCAAGAACGAAUUGUCCAGAGGAGCGGCGAGACACCCCCGAGGCAAUGGCAGGUUUAAUUCGAAGAAGAAGUGCAUGUCCUUCAGCUUGAAUCAGCCUGUCAUUCACGAGUUCCCAACGGAGAUUUGCCUGGAUUUCCUAGAGCGGCCUGGAAACGUCGAGGGUCAGUCUCAGAAGUAUCUGGACAUGUCUGUUACAGAGAGGCCACAGCAGCUGCUGCUGAGAAAUAAUGAGCCAAAUAACGCAAAGAAACAUCUGUACAUAAAUGCCCCUCUGUGUAAUGUAAUUAAGUCAAGCAAGAAACCUACGGUUAAAAUAAAGAUGGCGGAGGAAAUAAGACAUUACGUGAAUGCCACAAAUGAACGGAAAGUUUCAACGUUACAAAAUAAAACAAACUGCCAACAUCUACACAUAGCAGUAAGUGACCCGAAUCCAGACACUUCCUUAACUUCUUAUCAACAAAAACUUCAUACUAUUGGGGGACUCCAAGAAGUUUUUAAAUCUAAAGGUAUGGGUAAUUAUAAUAGCACUUCUCUGGACGAUAGCUUUAUAGGUCCUAUCUACCCAGUGAAUUUUUUAGUGCCUGCUAAAAGCUUUUCAGUGCCAGAUAUCUACAUCCAAACAGAAAGUACUUCACCAGAUAACUCGCGCGGUAAUCUUUGCUCAGCAAUCUCGUCUUGCAAGAAUAAUUCGAAUGAAGAAAGGCUCCUCAACUCCCAGGGUGAUUUUUGGUCGAAAGAGAGCUUUGCUUUAUGGUUGAAAGAGAGCUCAUACCAUCUUGAGUCUCUUUUUCAAAGGAGUUCAUUGCAGAUAGAUGGAUUAUGCAGCUCAAAUGAUCCAGUUGGUGUGAUACCACGUGAGCAAUAUCAAGACAAUACAGCAUUUCGUUUACGUUACUUUGCAGAAAAAUGUAGAGACAUGGACUCUAUUCAUUCCUCCCUGCUCUUCACAAAGAAAGUCUUUGGCCAAACGACCUUAAACGUUCUUGAAGAUCAUUUUAAUGGGGAAAGAAUUUCCCAGCAGAGAUGUGAUUCUCACUCGAGUCUUCCCAAUGAAAUCACUGAUCUAUGUGACCGCUCAAUGGUGAAGUGUUCUUGUGCAGAAAAUUUUUUUGCACACACUUCAGGUACAGAAAAACAUGACAGUAUUCAUGAAAAGUCAGAGGCUCAUUUUGUUGACUUUUUCUCUAAAACUACUAUGAAGAGGUUUCACAGUUAUAGUGAAACUGACGUCCGUCUAGAAACACAGUCUAAUAGUAAAUGUAUAAGACAUGACCUUAGAUUUGGCAGGAAUGAUGCUCUAUCCUUGCAAGACCCAGCCUGGAGUAAUCUUCUGGGAAUUAAGGAAUAUGUUGUAGGUUGCAAUAAACAUAUAGACCAAAGAGUUCCAGACGGCAGCACUGUCUUCUGCUCCCCCCUAUUCAGAUCAAACCCACAUAUACUUGAGAAUAGUGACUACUUUAGGGGUUUCACAUCAACAUGCUAUCCUCGUGAUGGGAUUCCAUCACCAGAUGGCAGUGCUUUCUCGCGGGAAGGUUUAUCAGCUGAUACUGAUUCAUUAUGUACCGGUUCCUCACAUAGAGAGAAGGAUUUUCACUCUGAUUCUCAGGGAGUUGGCGAAUCGUUAGAUAUUGGUUCCUUGUGUAAUGUCAAAUUUCUCCUCAAGUCUCAAGCUGAGGAGAAAUCGCUGUCUUGUUCUGUAUGAUGUUUGUUUGUGUGAUGUUUUUACGUUGCAUGAAACCAGUGGUUAUUCAGCAAUGGGACCAACGGCUUUGCGUGACUUCCGAACCACGUCGAGAGUGAACUGCUAUCACCAGAAAUACACAUCUCUCACACCUCAAUGGAAUACCCGAGAAUCGAACUCGCUUCCACCGAGGUGGCAGGCCAAGACCAUACCGAUCACACUACUGAGGCGCUUAUUCCGUAUGAUGUACUGUUUGAGUAUGACGGAUCUCUAGAGAGAGAGAGAGGAGAGAGAGAGAGAGAGAGAGAGAGGAAAUCUUACUCAUUUUUACAUCCCAGUUUUAACUGAAGAUUUCCUUGGGUAACCUAAGCAAGGAUCAAUGCUGGAAUUACGAAUACUUUGCAUACUCCGCUGUUUUUUAAGGAGAGAUCAAUCUAAACAAGACCCACCAAGUCCUGGCUCUAAAGAAAUCGGCAAGUUUUUUUUCUUGCACUUACCCCUUGUGUUAAUAUUGUUUGUUUGUUUGGUAUUUUUACGUUGCAUGGAACCAGUGGUUAUUCAGCAACGGAACCAACGGCUUUACGUAACUUCCGAACCAAGUCGAGAGUGAACUUCUGUCACCAGAAAUACACAUCUCUGACGCCUCAAUGCAAUGCACGAGAGUCGAACUCGCGGCCACCGAGGUGGCAGGCCAACACCAAGCCAACCACGCCACUGAGGUGCUUAUUGUGUUUAUAUUGGCUUAUUGAUAAGGUAUAGAGCAAGAUGUUAAUGCAUACCUUUUUGCUACAGCUACGCACAAUCAUUCCGUUAAUUUGCAAGCCCAUCUGAAGCACAUGAGACUAUUUAUUGUCUGUAAACGAACGUCUGUUUGACGCUGCCUCUUUUAGGACUAGACAUAGCCAGGGCUUCUAGCUUGAUUUUCUUUCACGUCAGAACUUUACUACGAAAACGCUCACACAGUCUCAACAUAGUACAAAUGGAAAAAAACACAGCAUCAGGUAUUAAUUUUAACUCAGUCUUUACUUUUAAGUACGGGUAUUCGCUUUGGUGAUGUCCUUCUCGUUGUAAUUCAGAUAACAUUAAUUAUUUGGUGUAUUGUAGGUAUGUAUGUCUACUGUAUAUCAUUUCUGAACUCACACUUUGUUACAAUCCUCGGAUUCUAAGAUUGAGUGAAUGUGGUAUUUUUUUUUCGAAUCCUGUGUCCUAUGGAGUCAAGAUUUGAAGGGAGAUAUGUUCUAAUGAUAAUCUGUUGCAUUAUCUUGCCACGUUAGUAUGGUUAUGAUAAAAUUCUGAUCAAAAUAGCAGUGCAAAGCCACAAAAACACGAUUUGUAAUGAUUAAAUAAGUCCAUUCGAUUUUACGUAUAAAUAGAAAUACCAUAUGAGACUAACUAUUUUCACGUAUAUACGCUGUAUACAUUAAAUGGGUACUCCCAAAGAACCCAUACCAACUCUAGCAGACACUACGUAUAUGCUGCUCUUAGUAUCAACAGAUAUUGAGAUAAAAUUUGUGCCUUGACUGCAGUUUCCGCCCUUGAUGUGCGUAUGACGAUCUGUCCAAUUCAUUGCCUGAUGUAUGUACUUACGGACUCGUGAAGGGACGCAGUGACUGUCAUAGUCAGAGUAGGAGGCCUUUUAAGAACUUUCUUUUGGAAAAUGCCACUAAAUCUAGAAUUUACUUGUAUAUACUCGAUGUUGGAUUUUGUGCCAAAGAAAAGAUGUGCUUCCUGUGUAUUCCUAUGAGAAUAUAUAUAUAUAUAUAUA